AUGAACUCCUCCUCCCCCUCUGCCGCCGCCGCGUGCGCCCCCACCGCCGACGCCUCCUUCGGCCCGCUCCUCCGCGACCCCCUGUGCAGCGGUGACAGCAUCGUCGACUUCACCCUCGUCUUCGAGCAGUCCAUCGUCGUCCUCUUCCCCGCCGGAAUCCUGCUCCUCCUCGCGCCUCUGCGACUCUGCGCCUCGCCGUGCUGCUGUGCCGCCCGUCCCGAGUCCGCCCCGGCAGGCUGCGCGCCGCCAAGCUGCAGCAUGCCCCCCCUGGUAAACACCGUAUCCCUCGCCGCCCCGUGCGUCGCCUGUGCCUCUAGCCUCAUGUCCUGUGCCCUCUCGUAUCUCGAGCACGCCCGCUCCCCGUGGCCCUCGUCCCUGCUCGGCGUCUUCCUGCUGCUGUCGCUGCUCCUCGACGCCGCCCUGCUUCGCUCCCUCUGGCUGGCGAGGCUGCCGCGAGGCAUCCGCGUCGUCUUCUCCGCCGCCUUUGCCGUCAAGGGCCGCCCUGGCUACGCUGCCGUCGGCCCCGCCAUUGUCGCCCUCCUCGCCCUGACCGCCAUCUUCUUCGUUUCGACUCGUGCCAAGAAGUCCCGGGUCGGCUGGUUGGCCAAAACGCAGGAACGUGUCCGUAUCACCUCUGCCAUGCUGGGGCACAUCAAGAGCAUCAAGAUGGCCGGGCUGGUCGAGCCUCUUGCACGGAAGCUGUCCGGGCUCCGCGAGUCCGAGGUCGCUGCCUCGCGGAUCCCCGCCACCUUCUCUCCCGUCGUCGCUUUUGCCUUGUACCAGGGCGUUUCCGCAACCACGGGACGCACACUGGACGAGACGCGCAUGUUCACCGCCCUGGCAUACAUCACACUUCUCUCAGAGCCCUGGUUCUGGAUGCUCGAGGCCGUUCUCGACAUGAGUGCGGCCUGCGGUGCUUUCGAGCGCAUUGAAAAGCAUCUCCUGGAGGCCACCAAACAGGACACUCGUCCCGACGCAGGUACUGACGCCAUCAAAGCCAGUCACUCGAGCGCCGCCUGGUCCCAAGACCGCACGGAGCUGAGCGACGUCACAUUCUCCCUCGCCAAGGGUCAGUUUGGCAUGCUUCUCGGGCCAACCGCCUUCGGAAAGAGCACACUCCUUCAGUCCCUACUUGGCGAGGUUCCGCACACCACCGGCACCAUCAAGCUCGGUAGCAACCACGUGUCCUGGUGCGCGCAGAGCCCUUGGAUCCUGAACCGGACCAUCCGAGAAAAUAUCAUCGGAUACGAGGCACACUACGACGCCGACCGCUACGACCGUAUCAUCCGAGCGUGCGCCCUCGGCGAGGACCUCGAGCAGCUACCGCGCGGUGAAAUGACCGUUGUCGGCAGCAAGGGCCUGUCCCUCAGCGGCGGCCAGAAGCAGCGGCUCGCCCUCGCGCGGGUGGUCUACUCCGAGCCCGAAAUUGCAAUAUUUGACGACACCUUCAGCGGUCUAGAUAGCCAAACCGCACGCCACGUGUUCCGCCACGUGUUCGCUGAAGGUGGUCUGCUUCAUGAGAGCGGUGCCGCUAUCCUCCUGGCAACCCAAUCUGCCGCCUUCCUGCCAUCUUCCGAUUUCAUUAUUUCGCUGGUUGAGUCUGGCCGUAUCUCGGAGAUUGGUCGAUAUCAAUAUUCAAGCAAGGCAAAUGGCUACACGCAAAGCCUUGUGCAAUCCAACACCGGCGAGGGGCCUACCACGGGCAGCGGGCAAAAUGACCUGACCCAAGACGAACCCGUCAGAAAGGAAUACAGGGUCAAGGAAACGAAGCAAGCCGAUGAUAAAAGACGGCAGCUUGGUGACCGAACUGUAUACAGCUACUACUUUGGUAGCAUUGGACUCGUCUCUGCCGCCGCGCUUCUUGGGCUCGAAAUUGGCUGGGCUUUUCUUCAGUGCUUCCCGACUUUUGCUCUCUUGAUUUGGUUUGGGUUGGUCAGCAUUGCGGGCAAGGCUGGCGUUACCCUGCACCAGAGACCCCUCACAGCAACACUGCGCGCACCACUCUCUCUAUUUACCUCGACAGAUAUUGGUGUCAUGACCACUAGGUUCUCUCAGGAUAUUGGAAUCCUGGACAACCGGCUGCCACUCGCGUUGGUAGUUUCGCUGGCAAGCCUCUUUUCUGUUGUUGCCAAGGCUAGCUUGCUUGCCACCUCGUACUACAUUACCAUCAGCUUCCCGUCCAUCGCCGUCUUUUACUACUACCUUCAGCGUGGCUAUUUGCGCACAUCACGCCAGCUUCGUUUCCUUGAUCUCGAGGAAAAGGCACCAGCCCACUCGCAGUUCCUUGAGACACUCGCUGGUCUACCCACUAUCCGUGCCUUUGGUUGGGCCAGAGCAGCCUUUUAA
This is a messenger RNA of Cordyceps fumosorosea ARSEF 2679, 2346 nucleotides long. Its product is annotated as multidrug resistance-like protein. The record is from RefSeq and is a predicted model, not a curated record. Bases 1 to 2346 code for a protein of 781 amino acids. The transcript has 7 exons. Gene Ontology annotation, biological process: transmembrane transport. Gene Ontology annotation, cellular component: membrane. Gene Ontology annotation, molecular function: ABC-type transporter activity; ATP binding; ATP hydrolysis activity. Lineage: Eukaryota; Fungi; Ascomycota; Sordariomycetes; Hypocreales; Cordycipitaceae.